AGGCACAGUUGGUUUUGUCCUGCUCGUUCUGAACUGACUUGCAGCCAGGCGCGCUAUGGUGACAAGACGCACCAAAAUGAAGGGUCCAGUCCCAGUAAAGAAAAAACGCAUUUCACGGUGGCAAACUUUCUUCUGUGCCAAUGAAGCACAGACUCCCCACGGCACUGGAACAGUCCCAGUGCUUAGAGCCUCUGUUCUCAUGCGGUACUGCACAGGUUCUGAGUCAUGACGUAUUUACUGACAACGCCGUGCGAGUUUUCGCACGAGCGCACCAGCAGCGCGGUAAUGUACUUCAUGGUCAGAUAAACCUCGCCUUGCAUCUCUGUCACUGCGCCUAUUAGUUCUUUUCUCUCGCCUAUCGGAAUCAUCGGGCCUGUCCGCUUGGAGUGCGCAAUUCAAUUGGGAUUUUUCACCUUUCCUGUCAGAUUUGGAAAAGUUUUACCGUUUUCCAUCCACUGUGUUCAGCCUGUGAGAAUGAGGCGCGCCUGUCACCGAGAGCUCCUGCUUCUGCUGGGAUACCUGGUUUACCUGACGCGCGCGGAAGUUUCUCCGUUAGGACGUGUAUUCUUACUGGAGUUGGAGAGUUUCUCCAAAGCUGGACAGGAGGAAGGGUUCGAGGCAGCGACGCACGCCUGCAUCGCUCACGGGGCCCGGGUGGCUUCAGGGGCCGACCUGCAGCACGCAGUGAUGGAAUGUGCUUUCUCAGCCUGCUCGCGUGGUUGGCUCUCCGGACCGAGCGUGGGGACCACAGUGUGCAGCGGCGUCCCGGGGACUCAGAGGCCAGUUGACGUUCAGCUGGAGAAUUUGACCGCCGACACUGAGAGACUGGGCGUGUUCUGUGUGAAAGAUAGCGAUGCUCCAUGUGGGCAGCCACCUUCGUUCCCACACUCACAUCUGCAGGGGAUGACUGGGCUGGAUCUGGGCGAUGAACUCCUGUACGCCUGUGACGCAGGACACAAACUGCCCGAUGGAGAAACAGCCUUCAGUCUGGUCUGUGACAGCUGUGGAGAUUGGUACGGCCUGGUCCACCGCUGCGUCAAAGAUGAUCCUGAAGGCCACAUCGACUAUGAGGAAAAGUUCACAGAUGGCCAUCUCCUGCACGAGCAUCAUAUUUCCUUGAUUCCUGGAGGAACGCAGUCCACUGAUCGUGAAGUAGAAGAAUCAACUCCUGAACCUGAGCAUGAACGGACAGUUGUGUCAGAGGAGGAGGAGAAUGAUGAAGAUUCAACAGUAUCAGUCACUGAACCUCCAGUGUCUCAGCUCAGUCAGAAACACAUGUUCUGGUUUCCUUCAGAGGCCUUCCAGGAAGAGAAGGAGCAUCCGGGUAUCACUACGGAUUCCUCCUCUGUUAAAAGCCCCAGUGAAGACGAGAAUCACAUGAAGGUCAAAACAUCCGACAGCCAAUCUGAUCCCGACACGAUCGCAGAGGAACGCGACCGUCCGACUGAUCGUCCCACCCAUGAACCAGCCAGUCCCAGUGCCGGCGGCACGGAUGAAUCCUGGCUAGAUGGAUAUCCCAUAACUCUGGAUGAAGAUAAAGCUGGAGGCGAGUCCACAGGGGAGGCGGGACCAGAACAGGGGAUUGAGACAUCAAGCGUGACUGGACACUCAGAAGUGGAGGAGUUUGAGGAUGGAGCCAAAAAUCCUGUGGAAGAAGAGACCGGAGGUUUGAUUUACAGUCCUGAAGAAGAAGAAGAAGAUGGAGAAAUUAAAAAUCCUAAGGACAAGAUCCACAGGAAAGGAGACGGGGAGGAGCUUGGCAAAGGGACAACCAGACUUGAGAAGGAAGAGUCUGUUGUAACACAUUAUGAGGAAACGUCUGAAGGACUUGCAGAAGAUGACGUGGAGAGACCAGAGGAAACAGACUCUGAUGGAUCCAAAACAUUGGGGUUUGAUGGUGUUACUGACAGUCCAAAUGGUGUGGAGAUGAAAACCAACACCAUCAUUACUCAGAUCACACCCAGUCCAGAUGAUAUUGCUCUCCACAAGUCGUACACACCGGCUUCCGCUCCUGAAAAUGUGAGCACCAGUCAAAGGGGUUUGGACCCGGAGAACGCGUCCACGCCGGCGGGGAUGGUCAGUCUGGAUGAUGAAAUUACCAGCAUUCCCACACCCGUCAUUAAGGAUCCAUGGGAAACCAUUGAUAAUAGCCACUUACUGGAGCACAUCCCUGGUCAUGUCCCGACUGAAAUCCCUGAAAACCGUAGCGUGAUGGAACGAGGUGGAGACCCCAGCCUGGAGCAGCAGGAGCGUGCAGGGGAGGGUGUGUGUGCUGAAGACCCCUGUCCCGGGUCAGGCCACGGGCCGAUGAUCGCAGCCAUCAUCAUCGGGGUGGCGGCCGCAGUGGUCGGGGUGGUUUUAGGGGUGUGGUGUUAUAAGAAGAGGCAACUAAAGAGCUCGCACUACCAGCUCAAUGGAACUAACAGGCAAACGCAGUGCAUUGAGUUACAGCAGACUGUGUGAGAUCCACAGAUCCUCAUCAAGACACACAGCUUACACACACAUCCAUACAAAACCAUUCAUGUGUGGACAUCACAGUCUACGUACACUAGAAUUGAAAAAUUGGCUCUCUUUUAAUUCAUAAAUGUGAAUCUAUCUAUCUAUCUAUCUAUCUAUCUAUCUAUCUAUCUAUCUAUCUAUCUAUCUAUCUAUCUAUCUAUCUAUCUAUCUAUCUAUCUAUCUAUAU
Rhinichthys klamathensis goyatoka is the source of this 2686-nucleotide messenger RNA. RefSeq names its product sushi domain containing 5 (gene susd5). Gene Ontology annotation, molecular function: hyaluronic acid binding. The transcript is spliced from 5 exons. Bases 475 to 2463 code for a protein of 662 amino acids. Gene Ontology annotation, biological process: cell adhesion; Notch signaling pathway. Lineage: Eukaryota; Metazoa; Chordata; Actinopteri; Cypriniformes; Leuciscidae. The record is from RefSeq and is a predicted model, not a curated record.